GAUCAAAAUGCUGUUAUAUGAUAAUUCCUCCACCUGUCUAUUACCCCACACUUUUUCCUGCCAUGUAUAUGGCAGACAAAGAAGGAUUUUAUACAUUAACAUAUCCGCUUAAACAAGUGAUUAACGAUCGUCGCAGUGUGAUUGCCUGUACCUAUUACAAACAAAAGCAGCACAGUUCAGAUGUGUUAGCUAAGUGCAUUUUACCGCUUCUAGACACAGCUGCUUCCUAACCGUAUUCUGGUACACGUUUCAGUGAUGGUAUGCCAUUCCAGGAAUAGAGUGGCUACGUUUCCAGAGCAGAGAUGGUCAUGAAGUGAACAUGCCAGCAACAACUUGUGAAAGAAGUCAGGUUGCCAAACUUCUUAGGUUCAAGAAGCUACUGGUCAGCUCGUUUCGACUGUUUAGGAUCUCAUUGGCUGAGUCAAUCGGAGUGGGGAUUAUCAGCUUUAUGAUUAUUCUUUCUGAACCUAAUGUUAACAUACCGACACAUGCUGCCAUCAUCGGAGCGGCUUUCGCAGUGGCUGUCUGGAUCACAGGGCCUAUUAGCGGUGGUCAUGUGAAUCCUAUUGUUUCCCUGGCUUUUGUGAUUACUCGCAGAAUAUCAGUUCUCGCCUUCGUUGCAUACGUAUGUGCCCAGGUCAUCGGGGCCAUAGUUGGAUCCAUCAUCGCAUGGGCGCUUAUGGUGAAGCACACCAGUAAUUUGGGAGUAACUCGGAGGAUUCCCGGACUCUCGCAAUCAAAAUGCAUUGGCUUGGAAAUUCUUGGCAGCUUUGUGCUAGUCAUGAGCGUGCUAUCUACAGCCGACGAAUUUCGCACCGUACCACGUACACAAGGUCACGUCACUACAUUUCCAAUUGUGUUUGGGAUCACGAUGGCACUGCUGAUUUCGGUAUUGGCUCCCUAUACAGGUGCUGGUAUGAACCCUGCUGUUACUAUUGGGACUUCAGUGAUUAGUCGUCAAUUCAACGAAAUAUGGAUAUAUAUUGUUGGACCAUUUGUCGGUUCUGUGUUGGCAGCGCUGAUAUAUGAAGUGCUCCUUACAAACGCUGCAUCAAUAGCUCGCCUGAAGGCAUGGUGCACGGAAAGAAAUUUUGAUCGUUCAAGGGAUUACUGCGUCGUCAACCUCGACGAUGGAUAA
Molecule: messenger RNA, 1138 nt
Organism: Dicrocoelium dendriticum
Lineage: Eukaryota; Metazoa; Platyhelminthes; Trematoda; Plagiorchiida; Dicrocoeliidae
Source: the annotation of a GenBank genome assembly